AGAUAAAAAAAAAAAAAAAAAAUCAGAAUUCCCAUUCUGUCCAGCUGCUGUGAAUCUUGAGAGAUUGACAACAGCUGAAAGAUCUGUGGGCAGUAUCGUCCAAAAUAUCUUUUCCUCCCUUCCUUGGAUUCUUCCUUAUUAAAAGCCCGAGUAGAAAGCAACGACGCUUCGGCAUUUUUCUUACUAAUCUUUCCGAGUGUCCGAGUCUCGCCGGGAAUGUCAGACUCUACCGUCUAUCCAACGCCAUGUUGUCAGAUUCCGGUUACCGGAGUGGAGCCGGCACCUGUCUCGGAGCUGCAUGUUUUGGCCGUGGAUGACAGCAUGCUCGACCGGAAGCUGAUUGAGAGGUUGUUGAAGGGUUCGUCUUAUAGAGUAACGACGGUUGAAAGCGGUAAGAGAGCGUUGGAAUUGUUGGGUCUGGGGAAGGAUGUUUCUUUCAAGAAACCGAAUGUAAAUAUGAUUAUUACAGAUUAUUGUAUGCCAGAGAUGACAGGAUUCGAUCUUCUCAAAGCAAUAAAGGAGUGUUCUGAACUGAGAGAAAUCCCAGUAGUGGUUGUUUCCUCAGAAAAUGUCCCAACAAGGAUCAGCAGAUGCAUGGAACAAGGAGCGGAGGAAUUCCUGCUGAAGCCUCUUCAGCGAUCUGAUGUACUGCGAUUGCAUAAUCAUAUGUUGGGGAUGAAUCGCCUUGGCAGCGUCAGCUGAAAUUGCUGGAAAAUGCCUGUUUUUUUUUUUUUUCAUUGCAUGAAAUAAAAUUCUAUUAUGAAAAGAUUAUUGGAAGGCAAAAGUGUAGUUUCAUGGAGUUGUGAGGGUAUAUUCGCCUAUUAAUAUAUGCCCACCUUUUUCCAA
Messenger RNA from Magnolia sinica, 846 nucleotides. Its product is annotated as two-component response regulator ORR3-like. The record is from RefSeq and is a predicted model, not a curated record. The transcript has 5 exons. Gene Ontology annotation, biological process: cytokinin-activated signaling pathway; phosphorelay signal transduction system. NCBI's taxonomy places the organism in Eukaryota, Viridiplantae, Streptophyta, Magnoliopsida, Magnoliales, Magnoliaceae. Bases 217 to 702 code for a protein of 161 amino acids.